ACCGCAGGGCUGUAAAACUACAAAACGUGCUGAAGACACAGCAGCGCAUUCAUAGCUCUCCAGCUAGGUUAGACAACACACAGUUCCAAGUCCACCGCAAGGAGGAUUACAUAAAUUGACACCGAGUAACGUUAGUAGUUUAGCGUCAACUUUCAAUUACACGCGCAGGGAGAGCACCGUCAGAAUGUCGGAGCAGUACAUCAACCAGAUCCCGGGGAUUGAGGACACCGGAACUAACGGGACUCCUAAAUAUGAGUCUAUUGAUGCUGUCAAGUCCCUUCAAGGUUCAACCGUUAGUUUCCAUAACAUCCACUAUAAGGUGACGCAGAGGAGCGGCUGUCUGUGUAUCAAGAGGAAGACUACCACCAAAGACAUUCUCAUAGAUCUGAACGGUCUGAUGAAACCAGGGCUGAACGCUAUCAUGGGGGCCACAGGAAGCGGGAAGUCAUCGUUUCUGGAUGUCCUGGCAGCCAGGAAGGACCCAGCAGGUCUGGCUGGAGAGGUGUUGAUAGACGGAGCUCCUCAACCUCCCAACUUCAAAUGUCUCUCAGGAUAUGUGGUCCAGGAUGAUGUGGUGAUGGGGACUCUGACUGUGAGGGAGAACUUCCGUUUCUCUGCUGCGUUGCGUCUCCCGUCCUCCGUCAGCCAGAAGGAGAAGGAGGACAAAGUCAACCGACUCAUCACAGAACUGGGCCUCACUAAAGUAGCAGACUCACGGGUUGGUACCCAGUUGAUCAGGGGUAUAUCAGGAGGGGAAAGGAAGAGGACAAACAUCGGUAUGGAACUGAUCAUCGACCCUCCUGUUCUCUUUCUGGAUGAACCCACCACAGGCCUGGACGCUAGCACAGCUAACUCUGUACUACUACUGCUCAAGAGGAUGUCUAGUCAUGGCCGUACCAUCAUCCUGUCCAUCCACCAGCCUCGUUAUUCCAUCUACCGUCUGUUUGACAGUCUGACUCUGCUGGUUAGCGGUAAACAGGUUUACCACGGCCCCGCUCAGAGGGCUCUGGACUACUUCUCUGACAUCGGGUACACUUGUGAACCCCACAACAACCCGGCUGACUUCUUCCUGGACGUGAUCAAUGGAGAUUCUACCGCAACCGCCUACGAUAAGAUAAAGGAAGCAGACGACUCGGACCCAGACAGGGUAACCAGUUCCAGGCAGAACAUCGAGGACCAUCUGGUCCAGGAGUACCGGGGGAGUCAGUUCUAUGGAGAGACCAAGGCCCAGUUAGAACGCAUCACCAUGAACAGAGAGUACAGUGUGAAGACUCCCUCUCGGACCAUCACGUACAACACCUCCUUCUCUACUCAGUUCAGAUGGGUCCUGAAGAGAACCUUUACUAACCUCAUCCUCAACCCUCAGACAUCCUUCGCUCAGAUUGGAGUGACUGUAUUCCUGGCCCUCAUCGUUGGGGCAAUAUUCUUUGGAGUGAAGAAUGACCAGAGUGGCUUACAGAACAGGAUGGGUGCUCUAUUCUUCAUCACCACCAAUCAGUGUUUCAGUUCCCUGUCUUCUGCUGAGCUCUUCAUCACCGAGAGAAAACUGUUCAUUCAUGAAUACAUCAGCGGUUACUACAGAGUAUCAGUCUACUUCCUGUGUAAGAUACUCAGUGACAUCAUAACCUUAAGGACGCUCCCUGCCAUCUUCUUCAGCUGUGUGGCUUACUUCAUGAUCGGGUAUAAAGCUACAGUGGAGGCCUUCUUCGUGUUCAUGUUGACCGUAGCUCUGGUAGCCUAUACAGCUACUGCAAUGACCAUGGCAAUUUCAGCUGACCAGAGUGUUGUGGCGAUCGCCAACAUCUUCAUGACCAUAUCCUUCGUCUUCAUGAUGAUCUUCUCAGGCCUGUUGGUGAACCUGCCCAGUAUUGUUGAUUGGCUAGCCUGGUUCCAGUACCUCAGCAUCCCUCGGUACGGACUAACAGCUCUCCAGAUUAAUGAGUUUGUAGGUCUGCAGUUCUGUGGAGACAUUCCCCACAACGGCACCUUGCCCCCUGGUAUGAUGUGCACGGGGGAAGACUUUCUGAAGAACCAGGGGAUCGACUACACCACGUGGGGGCUGUGGCAGAAUCACGUUGCCCUGGCGAUCAUGACCGUAAUCUUCCUGGCCAUCGCGUACCUCAAACUACGUUUCAUCAAGAAGUUCACAUAGAGGUCAGGGGUCACAGGUUAAGCCUAUUGUACACCUUCACCUUCCUGUUCCGUCCCCUUUGUCCGCUCAAACGAAAUGCUGCAAUAUCCAACUUCCACUGAAAUGUCAGUUCCACAGAACACUUGUUAAAGGAGCAAAAAGUUUGAUUGAAGCGGAAGGUGAAAUUAGGCAUUAGACGUCAGAGGUCAUCAUCAUCAUCCAAGAGCUAUUGUGCCAAACCAAUAAAUUCAAUGAUUUCUCCACCAAAUGUGUCUUAUCUACAGAUGUUUAAAUCAUCUCUCAAGAUGUCUGGGAUUAUUUUUUAACCACUUCUGUUUUUUUAUGACGUGCAAUUUGUUUUAUCGAUGCAACACAACGUGUAUUGAUACCAAAUAUAUUGAUGAUUUGGUGCGCUGUAAACACAGAUACUAAAUACUUAUGCAGUAGUCCAAAAGGUACCCUGUUCACUACUGUUGAACAGGGCCCCUAGGACUGUGGACACAAGAAGUUUACUAUAAAGGGACUAGGGUGCUGUUUAGGACACAGUCCUAGACAUUGUUUCUAUUAGCGUUUUGUACACUCCGUUUAAACGCUUCUACACUAACACAUGAUCGACAGCUCAGGAGGCUGGUGAGGGGAGGGCGGUGCAUAAUAAUGGCUGGAAUGGAAUCAGUCACAUGGGAACCACGUGUUUGCUACCAAUCCCUUAAUUCUGUUCCCAUGCCAUAACUAUGAGCCAAUCCUCCCCACCAGCCACCUGUGAUGAACAGUAUAACAAUGAUAAUUAUGCAAAAAAUAAAGAAGAAUAAAUUGUAAUAUCAA
Salvelinus fontinalis (brook trout) is the source of this 2953-nucleotide messenger RNA. RefSeq names its product broad substrate specificity ATP-binding cassette transporter ABCG2-like. The record is from RefSeq and is a predicted model, not a curated record. The transcript has 16 exons. Lineage: Eukaryota; Metazoa; Chordata; Actinopteri; Salmoniformes; Salmonidae. Gene Ontology annotation, cellular component: plasma membrane. Bases 185 to 2152 code for a protein of 655 amino acids. Gene Ontology annotation, molecular function: ATP hydrolysis activity; ATP binding; ABC-type transporter activity.